AUGAAACGUGAGAAAAAAAUGGGUAAUGAUGCAUCAAUACCUCUUGAAAUGUGUAAUACAUUUGAUACCUAUGAACUUCGUAGGCUUGCGCGUAGAUUUAAAAAAUUAGACUUAGAUGGAAGUGGUUCAUUGUCAGUUGAUGAAUUUAUGUCUUUACCAGAAUUACAGCAAAAUCCUCUUGUACAAAGAGUUAUUGAUAUAUUUGAUGAAGAUGGAAAUGGUGAGGUUGACUUUCGUGAAUUUAUUCAAGGAAUAUCACAAUUUUCUGUUAAAGGAGACAAAAAUAUUAAACUGAAAUUUGCUUUUCGAAUUUAUGAUAUGGAUCGUGAUGGUUUUAUAUCAAAUGGAGAAUUAUUUCAGGUUCUUAAAAUGAUGGUUGGUAAUAAUUUAAAAGAUUCACAACUUCAACAAAUUGUUGAUAAAACAAUACUAUUCCAUGAUAAAGAUGGUGAUGGUAAAAUAUCAUUCCAAGAAUUUUGUGAUGUUGUUGGUAAUCUCGAUGUUCAUGAAAAGAUGGUUGUAAAGCCUUAA
Strongyloides ratti is the source of this 531-nucleotide messenger RNA. RefSeq names its product Calcineurin subunit B type 1. Lineage: Eukaryota; Metazoa; Nematoda; Chromadorea; Rhabditida; Strongyloididae. Gene Ontology annotation, molecular function: calcium-dependent protein serine/threonine phosphatase regulator activity; calcium ion binding. The transcript is spliced from 3 exons. The coding region runs from base 1 to 531 and encodes 176 amino acids. The record is from RefSeq and is a predicted model, not a curated record.